GUACAUGUAGGCCUACAUGUAGGCUAUCCUGCACACAUCAUACCAUCGCCGCCCUUCUAUAUGAGGUGACAUUGCAGAAAUCGCGAUCUACACAGACUUUCAGUAUACCGGUAAUAACGAUCCUCAACUGAAUCAUGGGAUGGAAAAUAGCGGCCACCGUACUCCUGCUAGGCCUUGGCAUCGCCUACAUGAGUGGCCUCUUCAGUUCACCACCCAAACCACCAGAGGUCGGUGAUGGCUGGUGGGGACGAGGUGACAAACCUGAGAAGGAGGAAGACAAGUCGGUCAAGAAAUUCAACAUCCAUUUUCCGGACAAAGAUCUAGCGGAUUUGAAAGAGCGUCUCAGGAAAACCCGAUGGUUCGAGAGUGUGGAAGACACCAAGUUCAACUAUGGCAUGAAGCCCGAGCACAUGAAGCCCAUUGUCGAUUACUGGCUGAACAAAUACGAUUGGCGCAAGAAGGAAAAGGAACUUAACCAGUACCAGAGUUUCAAAACGAAGAUCGAGGGAAUCGACAUUCACUUUGUGCGAGUCGUGCCUCGAUUGAAGCCUGGACAGAAAGCCAAACCCAUCAUGAUGGUUCACGGUUGGCCGAGCUCGUUCUACGAUUUCUACAAGAUGAUCCCUAUGUUGACCGACCCCACUCAUCACGGUGGGAACGAGGAUGAUAUAUUCGAGGUUAUCCUUCCUUCUCUGCCCGGCUAUGGUUUCUCCGAGGCUGCUCACAAGCCAGGCCUGGAUUCCAGGGACGCUGGCCGAAUAUUACACAAGUUAAUGACCCGCCUGGGGUUCGACAGCUACUACGUGCAGGGAGGUGAUUUUGGAGCUAUUGUGGUGGACCAGAUGUCGGGAAUAGUCCCAAGCCACGUCCGCGGCGUCCAUAUGAACAUGAUAGCCAUCCCGCCGCUAGUCAGUCAGAUGAUUCUUGCCAUUCUGUUCCCGUCUCUGGUGCUGGAGGACAAGGCGUACGGCAGGAUGCUACCGACCUGGGAAGCGAUCAAGGAUUAUCUUAGGGAGACGGGUUACCUGCACAUACAGUCGACCAAGCCUGACACAAUUGGUCACGCACUGACCGACUCCCCAGUCGGCCUCGCCGCUUACAUCCUGGAGAAGUACUACAGCUCUUCCCAUUACGACCGGCUUGACGUGGACGACAGAGAGCUGAGCGCUCAUUGGUCCACCUCAUGGGACUACCUGCUGACUAACGUCAUGAUCUAUUGGGUAUCUGGCAGCAUGACGUCAUCCAUGCGCUUUUACAAGGAAACCAUGCCCAAAGCCCUAGAACUAGCAAACUUCUUAAACACCGUACCGGCAGGAUUGGCAGACCUGCCCCGAGAGUACUUACGCUGCCAGAAGAACUGGGCGUCCACUCACUUCACGGACAUCGUCUCCUACACGACGUACUCCGCGGGCGGCCACUUCGUGGCUCUCGAGGUGCCCGAACUACUGGCCAAGGACCUCCGACAAUUCACGCAGAAGGUGGAGCAGCGUCUGGUGAAGAAAAAGGAAUAAACUGAGCUGAAAAUUAGUCAGAUAUCACGAUCAGGGCUAAAUGCAUAUUCCGUUCUCAAAACAGCGAAUGUGUAUACAAACCAAAUUGCAUGUCUCCAGCCAGUUCUGCGAUCAACAAGUACUUUGGAAUGCCAACUCUUUCUUUAUAGCCAGUGCUGGAAACCGUGUUUCAGUUUCUUCCAUCUUGACGCCGUCUCAGAUGCCGUCCUUAAAAACUAACGGGAGGUUCUCAUUCAUUGCAGUGGCUAGUAGACUUAAAUAAUUGGUACUUGUAUUUUCAAAGGUCCAUCAUUUUAUUGUCAUCUAGUCUCAUUUUAUUUGCCAUCAAAGAACAGAAGGAAGUUGUCAUUGUUCCAGUUGUCAUUAAUUUUAUUCGCUGCUAGCUAUCCAUAUUUUAAAAGGUCCAUCAUUGCUUUUGUCAUUUUUAUUUGUCAUGGUGUGUACAUUCAUCAUCGUAUUUAUAGCAUGAAGACUAGCUUUAGAGAAGUUUUCAAUUUUAAAUCAAAGAUAAGUUCAUAUACAGUUUGUAAUAAUAUUGUUUAAAACUUAAUUGUUUAAAACCGUUGGACUUGUAAUUACUGAUAGUGUAUUGUUUAUAUAGUGAGCUGUCCAACAAUAAUGUAAUUGCCCUUUUUAAGGAUAAUUAACGUAUUUUGAAUUUAAUUGAAUUGAUUAUAAAGGCUUAGCGCAUGCGCAGUUGAAAACUGCGUCACAUGCGCAUAUAGCCCAAUAGUUGUGCAACGGGGGUGCGUACAGGUAGCUUUGGUUCGGUCAAGAUCAGCCAAAACACUAGAGGGCGCUACAACAAACUUAGGCUGCAUUUCAAAUAAUGUUGAUUCUGAAAUAUGAUUCCAUCGGCGGAAUUUUCAGACAGAUGUUAUGCACUCUGAAUAUUUCCUAAUCGGUGUUUUAUUGUUUUGAUCAACUUUAAGAGAACAUUCCAAGUGACUCUUAAAACUGACAAUUUUUGAAGAAAAAAAAAACAUAAAGGUGUGUAAAUAUAUAAAUCAAAUAAUUUAUAGAAAUAUGCAACAAUAAUCAUGUUUAGCUUUAAAACGUGGGAAGAGUGUUCCGCAUUUGUUUGCCUUUUAUUAGUUAGAGUUCCGCUUACAUCUUUAGAAUACAUAAUGUAUGUGGAACACACAUCAACUGUUUUGUUUUAGAUUUAAGACCAACAAAUAUUAAUAACUUUUUUUCAAGUACUUUUUUAUAUACAUGCAUGAAAUGAGGCAACUAAAAAUGCAAAGCAUAAUCAGAAAAAUAGCAAAUCAUAAAUCAGAAAAUGUUUAAUCUUUCCCGAUGGUCCUACAGCGUACUAGAACCACUAACCACGUCUAUAUAUGUUGUAAAUUAUUCAUUUUUAACAAAUCUUCAUGGUGUCCAAAAUGCAAUGCACGUUUCCAGCAAGAAACAUUUUGUUUGAAGUAGAGAAUUGCGACUGAAUAAUAAAUGUUUGCUCAUUUUUCGCCGUC
Molecule: messenger RNA, 2983 nt
Organism: Patiria miniata (bat star)
Lineage: Eukaryota; Metazoa; Echinodermata; Asteroidea; Valvatida; Asterinidae
Product: epoxide hydrolase 1-like
Exons: 9
Coding region: 135-1511 (458 amino acids)
Biological process (GO): epoxide metabolic process
Molecular function (GO): epoxide hydrolase activity
Source: RefSeq, a predicted model, not a curated record